GUCUCAGAAAACCCAGCUGAAGGGACUUCUCUGUGCUGUGAGUGUCUGACUGUCAGCCUCUUGACAUAAUACUCGAUUAACCGCCGUGUCCACGUGGAUAAUCAAUCAGUCAUGGAGUUAUUGGUUCGAUAUCUGGACAGGAGCAACUCAGUGAGCUCUGUCUCAACGCAGGACAUUAUCAAAGAGGAGAAUCUGAGAGAUGACCUGAGGUAUUACUUCAUGAGCCCCUGUGAGAAGUACCGGGCCCGGCGACAGUUACCCUGGAAACUUUUGGUGCAGAUUCUGAAAAUCAUCAUGAUCACCACACAACUCAUCCUGUUUGGCCUUAACAACCAGCUGGUGGUGUCCUAUAAGGAGGAGAACACCAUGGCCCUCAAGAAUCUUUUCCUGAAGGACUACAGCGGGGUGGAUGAGGACGACUACAGUGUUGCUGUCUACACUCAACAAAGUGUCUACGACAGUCUGUUUCAUGUCAUGGAUCAGUACAGCCAGUUGGGCCGGAUCUCUGUGGGUCCCAUCAGUUACGCGGAGGAUGAAGGCGGCAACCGGCUGCCUCUCAUCAUCUGUAAAGAAUACUACAAAAGAGGCAGCGUGGAGCCCUCGGAAGAGGCCUAUGACAUAGAUGCCCAGCUGGAGACAGUUUGUUUGUCACAUGAUCCAAAGACUGUUAACGAGACAAGAACCCAGAAUUCAUCCUUUUUUGAUCUGGACUUUUACAGGCUUGUUGACAUCAAAAUAACCUUCCAGCUGAAAGGAAUCAACCUGCAGACGGUGCGCAGACGGGAGCUACCUGACUGCUACUCGUUCUACGUUACGAUAACAUUUGACAACCAGUGUCACAGUGGAAAGGUGAAAAUCUUCCUGGACAUAGAUACUCAGAGCUCUGCGUGUCGAGACUGGAAGAUAUCUGGGACAGCUCAGAAGAACACACACUAUCUGCUGGUGUUUGACGCCUUCGUCAUUCUUGUUUGCCUCACAUCGGCUGUGCUGUGCACCCGCUCCAUCGUGUUGGCUGUCAGGUUACUCCAGAGAUUCUCCAGAUUCUCCCAUGAGAACUACAACCGUAAAGUGUGUGAGGAUGACCAGGGCGAGUUUCUGAACGGCUGGUAUGUGCUGGUCAUCGUAAGCGACCUCUUGGCCAUAGUAGGAUCCAUACUGAAGAUGGAAAUACAAGCAAAGAGUCUGACCAGUUAUGAUGUGUGCAGUAUCUUCCUGGGAACGUCGACAUUGAUGGUGUGGGUUGGCGUCAUCAGGUACCUGGGAUACUUCCAGAAAUACAAUGUGUUAAUUCUGACCAUGAAAGCAGCCUUCCCCAAAGUCCUGCGUUUCUGCUGCUGUGCCGGCAUGAUCUACCUCGGCUACACCUUCUGCGGCUGGAUCGUACUGGGGCCUUACCAUGAGAAGUUUGAGGGCCUGAGUCGUGUAGCAGAGUGUCUGUUCUCCCUGCUGAACGGCGACGACAUGUUUGAAACCUUCGCCCAGCUGAAGGACAAGAACACUCUGGUGUGGCUCUUCAGCCGAGCGUACCUCUACUCCUUCAUCUCCCUGUUCAUCUACAUGGUGCUGUCGCUCUUCAUCGCCCUUAUCACCGACGCCUACGAGACCAUCAAGAAAUUCCAAAAGGAUGGGUUCCCGCUGACGGACCUGCAGAAGUUCCUCAGAGAGCAGAAAGAUUUUCCUGUCGCAGAAUCGAGCAGUCAGACAGACACUAACGUCAGAUACUCAUCUGCACUGUGCUGCUGCCAACGAGUUCCUGAAAGUGAUGAUGUCAUACUGAUUAGCUGACAGCUGUCUCCAGGGGACACGGAUCAGGGAGAAGGAGGACACUGGGAACACAGUUUCACAAGUCUGAUACAGACUGUGAGCUCAAGCGAUCCACAGCAAAAUCCUGCUAAGUGUAGAGUAACCGAUUCUGUCAAGUGCAAUACGAAUCACCAGCCAAAAGUUCCCUCCCUUGAAGAAUAAACUGGAGCUCGAAUUAAAGAGCUGGAACUGGAAACACAAAGGUUUCAUAACAGUAUCAGUGGGAGUUCAGGAUGCUGUUGAGAAGUCUAGUGGUCCUUUUUAGGGUCUAUAUGUGUAUUUACGUGCCAAAGAGUCAGUGUUUUCUGCAUUUGGCUGUGCCUGCAAACACUGGUGCAACAUUAUGCCGUGCUGGAUGUAAUUUAUUUGUCAAGUGUGGUAAAGAUUGCAGUAAAGAUGACGUUUUCAUUUGUAUGUAUUUACGUGAGUAUGUUUCCCAUCUUUCAUCCAAAAUUUUAAUCCGAUCAUAGAUUAUUACGCGGUUAGUAAUACAUCAGCAGUGACGGGCACUUGAUGAUGAAAUGUUAACAUUACAGUACAACACAUUUCUUCCUCAAAGGUUUCUCUGAAAUGCAUAAAGGACAAACAAACGGCCAAACACAAACUACAGCAUGACUCAGUUUCAUCAUCUAAUCUACAAGUCAGUUUAAAUGUUGAGACAAGCUGGAGCACGACUUCUCACUUUGAGUGUGAGUACUUUCAACUUGAUAAAAUCAUGGGUGUUACCUUAUACUCUAAACAUGCUGGAUCAAAUUCAAAGAGUUAUCAACAGCAAAGACCUCAGUCGCCAAGUGAGCUACUUCAUAAUGUCAUCCAGAACCUCUUUUGACUGAUUUCAGCCUGAUUGUGACAAAGUGCUUUAGGUAGAGGUUGUUUAACGACACCUGUUGAUGAGGCAACACAUCAUUAAGAGCCACCUCAUGCGGUAUUUUUCCUAUGUGGCAAUGUUGCCCUUAUAUUAGUCAUAUUUGAUUCCAAGCAGUCAAAACUGAGACCAGAGCAAAUCAAAUCCUUUCCAAAGAUAAGAACAGGACAUUGACUCCGAGGAUUUCCUUUCAACACGUGUUUAGUUUGGCUUAACAAAGAUCACUCUUACUUCUCAACAGAGCACCAGCUCAAAACAAAUGUCAGUAUGUGUCUGUUUGCCAUCUCAAACCUCACCUCUCACUGAGCGCUGCAUUAAAAGACCACAAUGACUGGGGAUUUUCAUAUGACCAGAUGUGCAGGUCUAAACACCCAACCCUCAAUUCAAAGGGAAAUUUAACCAUCUGUGGGUUCACACAUUAUUUGUGCAAAGGGGCGGCUCAGUGUUUGUGAAUUUCAUCUCCACUGUGAUGAAAGAAGUCACGAAGCAAAGCUGUUUUUAGUGGAAGAAGAAGAACUGAUAUCCUUUUACUUGAGUAAUAGUACCAUAUAUUGUAAGUACAAUUACAUCAGCAGUACCAGCAAAAUACACUUAAAGUAUAUGAAGUAAAAGUACUUAUUAAGCAGAAAAACAUCCCCUUUGACUGACUAUAUUUUUAUAUGGUAUAGAUUUUGAUGUAGCUGAUAGUGUCAGAGCUAGUUGUAACUACUUUAUAUAAAGUUUAUACUUGAGUCCAGGAGUCAGGCCUCCUCCAAAGGGUCUCAACAAAUUAUUAUUAUGGACUUUUCUUCAAGCUUCGCUUUUUAUACCUCUGUGCCAGCGAUAGCCGUGGCCGGAGGCAUUAUGUUUUUCGGGUUGUCCGUCCAUAUGUCCAUCCCAUGCUUGUGAACACGAUAUCUCAAGAACACCUCAAGGAAAUAUCUUCAAAUUUGGCACAAAUGUCUGCUUGGACUCAGCAAUGAAAAAUGAAGCCAAUAUGGAAGUGCGAAAAACUGCAGUUCAUCAAAUGGCCACUUGAAGCUGGCUCCAAAACAGAGUAAAUCCCCAUAGACCCCUGCUUGUUAAAAUGCCCAACUUUACAGCAGAAAUAAACAUGUUUACAGCCUGGUCAAAAAAUGUUUUUGGUCUCUAUGGCUAAUUUCAACAUUCAUGACAACUGUAUGGGGAUGAGUUUUUUUUUUUUAAUAACUUACCUGUUAAUAUUUUAUUAAGGCCUCUUUGAGUGACAGUCUGUGAGGUGUCAUCACAGUCAGUGACUCAGAUCCACCCCUCACUUCUCCACAGCGCCAGCCUCUCCUCCAAAUAUGGUCACUUCUGGCUCCAAAAAACAAGAUGGCGAUGGCUGAAAUGCUGAACUCAAGGCUUCAAAAUGGCACUCCACAAACCAGUGGGUGACAUCCUGAUGGGGUAGCAUACUGUACAGUGGUGCAGUGGUUAGCAUUGUUGCUUCACAGCAAGAGGAUCCCAGGUUUAAAUCCACUGGCUGACUGGGGCCCCUUUCUGUGGAGUCUGCAUGUGUCUCCAUGUCAGUGUGGGUUUUCUCCAAGUUCUCCGGCUUCCUCCCACAAUCCAGAAACAUGCCUGUUAGGUUAAUUGGUGACUCUAAAUUGUCUGUGGGUGUGAAUGUUAGUGAAUGUGAGCUUGAGUGGUUGUCUGUCUCUAUGUGUCAACCCUGUGAUUGUCUGAUGACCUGUCCAGGAUGUACCCCGCCUCUCGCCCAAUGUCAGCCGGGAUAAGCUCCAGACCCCCCACAGCCCUGCACCAGCACAAGUGGUUACAGAAAAGGGGGGAAAAAGCAUGAUGUCAUGGGAGCUAUGUCCAUUAUACAGUCUAUGUGAAAACCUAUUUAAUUUAUUUAUUUAACCUUUUGUCUUGUCUUUGAUUACUUUGAUAUUCAUAUUGCUUUUAGGUGCAGGAGGAAAAUAUCAAGUGAGUAGGUGAGUCAGUUUAGGGUGCUUUCACACCUGCCUUGUUUGGUUCGGUUCAGUCUAACUCAAGUUUGUUUACCCCCUAUGUGCAGUUUGUUUGGGCCGGUGUGAACACAACAAUCACACUCGGGUGCGCACCAAAACAACCUGACCGAGAACUUGUUGAAGAGGUGGGCUGCAGUUGGAAAGUCCCUCCUAUUGUCUAUUCCUAAUCACUAUUCCUUGACCUCGGUGGGAAACGUCACGAGGUCAAGGAAAGAUGAGUAGGAGAAUUCAUAAGGACUUAGGAAAAGAGAACCGUAGAGCUGAGAGAAUCUGACCGCACUUACGCUGGGCUACGUCAUCAUGCGACGGCGGAUGUCAGUGACGUAGGUCGACCGUGAUGAAACUACAGUUUACCGAAGAUGGACUACAAAAAAUGCAUCUCAGAUACUCCGCCCCAUGCCUACUUACCAUGUUGCUUCAUGCAGGCUAUAUAAACGUGGACAGCACAGUGAAAAAUAUGAUUUAAUUACCAACGUCUGAAUUUAAUUAAAAAAGAUAGAUAGGCAGUCACAAAACUGAAACGCUGAAAAUGGUUGCUCACACUCACUCUCCUGAAUCACUGGGAUUAUUUAUGACAUGUUCAAGCGUAUGCAAGAGAGGCAAAUAUGGCUUACAAAUCUACUGCUGUACAUAUCAUUCUUACGAUGCAAACAUGUUGAAUUAAAAACAUCAU
Epinephelus fuscoguttatus (brown-marbled grouper) is the source of this 5314-nucleotide messenger RNA. RefSeq names its product mucolipin TRP cation channel 2 (gene mcoln2). Gene Ontology annotation, molecular function: NAADP-sensitive calcium-release channel activity. The transcript is spliced from 14 exons. NCBI's taxonomy places the organism in Eukaryota, Metazoa, Chordata, Actinopteri, Perciformes, Serranidae. Gene Ontology annotation, cellular component: membrane. The coding region runs from base 112 to 1785 and encodes 557 amino acids. The record is from RefSeq and is a predicted model, not a curated record.